This is a messenger RNA of Chrysemys picta bellii (western painted turtle), 12979 nucleotides long. RefSeq names its product MAF bZIP transcription factor (gene MAF). Lineage: Eukaryota; Metazoa; Chordata; Testudines; Emydidae. Gene Ontology annotation, molecular function: RNA polymerase II cis-regulatory region sequence-specific DNA binding; DNA-binding transcription factor activity, RNA polymerase II-specific. Gene Ontology annotation, biological process: regulation of transcription by RNA polymerase II. Gene Ontology annotation, cellular component: nucleus. The record is from RefSeq and is a predicted model, not a curated record.
CCUUCAGUCUUUUCCCCCUCCUCCUCUUCCCCGAUGAACCUCUUCUCGGUUUGCACUUUGCAUGAAAAAGACCGGAGGAAAGACAUGAUGAAGUGUUAAAAAAUAAUCAUAAAGCCACCUUUGCAGCAACAACAACUAACAAUUCCAGCUGCAGUUUGCCAAGCUGCAACAGAGAGAAACAACCUUUAUGCAAAAGGCGACUAGAAAGAGCAACCCGCUCUGAUGCAUCAUCAAUACUAUAGGCUCUGCAAAGGAUAAUAAAGAGAGAGAGAGAGAAACAGUCGGUGCAAAUUGGAGCGAAGGUUGCAAGGGGCUGGUGGAGAGAGAGAAGGAAAAUAGAUAUUGCAAAUAAUCAAGCUGGCUCACCCGGUUGCAACUCAGAGCAGUCCCCUCGCUCCUGGUGCGCACCCUUUCUGGAGGACUGUCAGCAGCAAAAGGAUGGCAUCAGAACUGGCAAUGAGCAACUCCGACCUGCCCACCAGUCCCCUGGCCAUGGAAUAUGUUAAUGACUUCGAUCUGAUGAAGUUUGAAGUGAAAAAGGAGCCGGUGGAGACCGAUCGCAUUAUCAGCCAGUGCGGCCGCUUGAUCGCUGGGGGAUCGCUCUCUUCCACCCCGAUGAGCACGCCCUGCAGCUCGGUGCCCCCUUCCCCGAGCUUCUCGGCGCCCAGCCCGGGCUCUGGCACGGACCAGAAGACCCACCUGGAAGAUUAUUACUGGAUGACCGGCUACCCGCAGCAGCUCAACCCAGAGGCGUUGGGAUUCAGCCCCGAAGACGCGGUGGAAGCGCUGAUCAACAGCAGCCACCACCAACUCCAGGGCAGCUUCGAUGGCUAUGCUAGAGGGCAGCAGCUGGCCGCCGCGGCGGCCGGCACUGGCGGCUCCAUGCCCGGGGAAGAGAUGGGCUCUGCCGCCGCCGUGGUCUCCGCAGUGAUCGCUGCGGCCGCGGCUCAGAACGGGGCACCCCACUACCACCACCAUCACCACCCGGCGGGGCACCACCACCACCAGCAGCCGGGCAGCGUGCAGUCCAGCAGCAGUAGCAGCAGCAGCAGCAGCACCGGGGGAGGCGGUGGUGGAGGGGGUCUGCACCACCCGCACCACAGCAGCAGCCUGCAUUUCGACGACCGCUUCUCGGAUGAGCAGCUGGUGACCAUGUCGGUGAGGGAGCUGAACAGGCAGCUCCGAGGGGUGAGCAAGGAAGAGGUGAUCCGGCUGAAACAGAAGAGGAGGACCCUCAAAAACAGAGGCUAUGCCCAGUCCUGUCGCUUCAAGAGGGUCCAGCAAAGGCACGUCCUGGAGUCAGAGAAGAACCAGCUGCUGCAGCAAGUAGAGCACCUAAAGCAAGAGAUCUCCAGGCUGGUCCGGGAGAGGGACGCCUACAAGGAAAAAUAUGAGAAGCUGGUCAGCAAUGGCUUCAGAGAAAACGGAUCCAGCAGCGACAACCCUUCCUCUCCAGAGUUUUUCAUGUACCCAAGAGAAUCUUCUACAUCGGUGAUGUGAAAAUGCCUGUUGCCUGAAGUAAAAAAAAAAGAAAAAUGAUGCUGGAAUGCUGAUGGCUUAAGACAACUUUUUGGCAUGAAGACAGCUACAAAGCACAAAAAACAAAAUAUGAACUCAGAAAGAAACAAGAAAAAAAACAGCGUUUUCAUGGCAUCGACAAGAAGCUCUUUAUUUUUCCUCAAGUUUUCUUUUCUAAAAAAAAUGGAACUAAAACAUUUGCAGAAACAAGACAAACUUUCUCUUCAGGUGACAAUAUUCAAGCAUGUUCUUUUACUAAAUUUAAAUUGAAAGAAAAAAAGAAAUUUUGAACAGGAUGCAGUAUUUGGAGAACUGUGAACCUUCAAAGACAACAAAACAAACUCUUUAAAACUGUGAACCAAGAAAUGGAAGGAACAACUUUUAAACCCCUGAUUACACCCUGUGUGUUCUGAAGGAGACAACAUCAUCUUUUCCUAAAGCAACAAUAUUUAGGGAAUGGUUUGGAACGUACCUUUUAUCAUAAUCUUUUAAGGAAAACCUGCAUAUUUAAUAAUUAGCAGUGGAGUAAAUCUGACUUUACCAUUUCUGUUCAAAUGUCUUCUUGCACCUUCCUUUUCUAGACAGCACAGUUAUAUUUGCAGCCAGCGGCCAAAGGCAGGGAAGCUUGCUUUCUUUAUUACUAUUCAUUUUGUUUUUUAUUUGCCACACCCAAUAAAAACUUAGUAGGGAAAAGAAUAAACAGCGCUAUCAUCUCCUGACCUAACAGCAAAUAAUUACCACAAUAUAGAGGAAAUCCCAUGUUAUUUUUGGGCUACCCAUGUAGCCAUUAAUCAAAGCAUCAAAAAAUAUACUUUGCAUUGCUCUUCUAAAAUAACUCAAAAGAUGCCUCCUUGAAUUACACUUUGAACGGGCUAUAACCAAAAGAAAGAGAACCAAGACUAACUAAACCCCAGAAAGCGAUAUUGUCCCUUUAACCCACAGUAUUCCCAACUUCCCAUUAGUACUUAGCAUUUUUCACUAUGUUGUGACUGAUAUUAUUUCAUUUAACACUAGCUAAUCUGUAUCGGAGGUAUAUGGAAACCCUCGAGAUGAUAAGAUUGGAAAGGCUCCAGAGCUGGCAGUUUUCUAGCGUGCACAUACUCUGUGUGUUUUGAUCCUUACAAAAGCUCCCUGUUAUUUGGACUGCCUGCCAAUUCGUUCUUGGAUCAGUCUCUCGCUUAGCUCCCACAAGGCUGCAGCCGUCACUUCAUUCUGGGCCUCUUGUGAUGGCAAACAGCGACAGCAGUUGUUGAAGUACAUUCCUCCCAGGCCCUCCAGCUCUGGAGCGGUGGCACAGUAGACAGUUGUGGCAGCUCCUUGUUGCUAGAAUUAAAAAAAAAUACAUAUUAUAGUUCUAAUUUAGACUGUGGUCCUAUGAAGCCAUGUGUCUUAUUAAAAUACCAAUAAAAAGCAUUGCAACUCACAGGUAACUCACAGCAUGACAGUGUUAAGGGUAUUGGAUGGAAGUGUUAAAGACACUACAUUACUAUCUGGAACCCAAUUUGAAUACACCUUGGUGACCUUGUUUCUUUUUUUUUUUGCACCUCUUAAAGCAAACUCAAAAUACAAGAUCUAUUCCAUCUUUACUCAGACAAAACACUCUGCAACUUCAGUGAGAAUCUUGCCUGAGUAAGAACUUCAGGAUCUGGCCAGCUGGGAUUAUGUGAAACAAACACAAAGAUUUAAAAGCAACACACACGUCAUGUAAAACCUUCCUGAUUUUCCUUUAGAACAAAAAAAAACCAACUUACCAAACUACUUAAUAUCCCCCACUUCCUAGUUUUGAUAAGCAAUGCAGACUGACGUAUUUUAUAUCUUUAAAAUCUCUUGUACAAUAUUAACCCGGACAUUCCAAUUAAGGCCUAUCAUGUAAAGUGCUAAUGGGAUCUGUGCCCAAACUGUCCAUAUAUCUUUGGUCAACAAUUUUACUGUGGCAGCUGUCACCACUGCUGUGUGAGAAUGUUUAUCUACUGCGCUCAGAGAGUGUAGUUCUUAAUUUGCAGAGAUUCAGUGCUUUCCAGUGGUUUUGCCAUCCUUCUAAGACCUACUUCUAGCAUCUUAUAAAUCACUAAGAAAUAUAACAAAUAGAUUAGAGCUGUGGAGGCAGCUUUUUUUUAUUAUUCAAAAAUCUAAGCUCCAAUGAGGAAAAUUGAUCGCUUUGAAUUUUUCUGAUGGAAAGCUGAGGGAUUAACAGUUGAGGCCAUAACUUUUUAGUGAGUGUGUAUGUGCAUGUGGUGGGAUAUUGCAUCAUCAGGAUUGGCAAAGCUCUGUCAGAAAAGCUGUAAAGAGGGCAAGAAACCACUUUGCUUUGCCAGCUAUAAUUAGAAAUAAUAGGAUGGAGCUCAUCGCGAAACACCAUGUGCGCAGCUCUAAUUUAAAAACAAUAUAGUUUGUCCAGAAUCUUGUGAUUAUUUAUGUACAUCAUAGUCAUUUAUGUGGCAACUAAUUAAGAAUCAGAAUACAGAGGCUAUUGAGUAUGAUAGAAAAGGUAACUAAAGAGAAAAUAGAUGUUACUGAAAUGAGAUUUGAUAGGGGGCAAGAAUGGGCUUCCCUCUCUUUUCCUCCCAAUUAUUUUCUUCUCUCGGUUCCAAUGGUUAUAACUGUGGCAUCUCACAAUGCUACUAACAAAUCAGCCAGUGGUGGAGUGGCAACCAAACCACAUAUUUAAUGUUCUCAUCUUUCAAUGGCAGCUUUGAGUCUAAAAGGCUUGAAUUCUCCUCAAGUUGGGUUUCUCCUUUGUUCUCAAAUUAUGUAGCAUGGCAAAAAACCUUUUCAGGUUAAAUUGCUAAAUAUUAAAAUGGUUUUAUUAAACCAAAUCAUUUAUUUGAGGAAACAAUGCCUUUAUGAAUGUGUUUGGUAGAAUCCAGUAGCAAAAAUACCUACCACAAUGUAAUAUGGUUCUACAGCAAUUACAAUAAAAGUAAUAUAAUUUAUAGAUAAUUAUAGGCUCUCUGUAGAGUUGCACAGCCUAGGUAUGAUCAUUCUAUCCAAUUGCAUAGAGUGGUUCAAAACACCCAUAGAAAGUGAUCGUUUUUGUAUUCAAUCCCAUAGGAUUUUUUCAUAAGAGUCAAAUAAAACUUAUGUGCUCAAUGCCAAAGACUAAUCACUAUACUGUGGCUGAAAAGCUGCUUUCUAGCUAGCUCAGGCUAGAUUCAGUCAGAAAUGAGCUCAUUCAUAAACUGGAAGUUUACUAUAGUUUAUGGUUUUUAACUCACUUUUUAACAAAAUCUUCAGUAGUUAAUAGGGGCCAAAUAUCCCAUAAUGUAACUGGUAGAUACCAAUUCAGGGUCUGAUCCUGUAAACCUGACACAAGCUAAGCUCCAAGUGAACACAACGUGAGUGCUGGUGCACGGGCAUCUUUAUUUAAAGUGAAGAUAAAGGACAUGCAGCUGGAAGACUCCAAUAUUUUACCAUUUCAAGCUUCCAUUGUUUCCUACUAUGAACAAUGUGCCAUUUGCUUUUGGGUCAAGUGCUACUUCACCAACUUCUAAAUGUUGUGCUCAUUAUGUGGGCUGUUCUGGAGAAAUGAGCACAGCAGCUUUAUCGUCCAGAGAACAAUACUUUUUUUUGUCCUUAAGAAGGGAAGUUAAAUUAUAUUUAUCCCACAGAAGCAAACAACGUGGUGGGUGAAACUAAUAAUAUUUAGCAUUGACAUCUUCAGAGCAAUGCACUAACACUAAGUAAUUAAAGCUCAGAACGUCCCUACAGGCACACCAGUAUUACUGUCCACAUUUCAACAGGUGGGGAAACAGAGACACGCUCCAGAUCUACAUUGCAAUUAAACACCUAUGGCUGGCUCAUGUCAGCUGGCUUGGGCUAUGGGGCUGUUCAAUUGUGGUGUAGAUGUUCAGGCUUGGGCUGGAGCCUGGGCUCUGGGAUCCAUGGGGAGGCAGGGGCCCAAACAUCUAUACCGCAAUUAAACAGCCCCAUAGCCCGAGUCAGAUGACAUGGGUGUUUAAUUGCAGUGUGGACAUACGCACAGAGGCCUAGCCCAAAGCUACAGACGGAGCCAGUGUCAAAAAAGUGAUUUGAACUAAUGAGUUCCUGGCUCUUUGUCUUGUGCUCAGGCCACUAGACCAUGCUGCCCUACUGAGUGAGAAGGCCUUGAGGGGACAAAGUAUCCCUUUAAAUCCAACGGGAACCCAAAGUGCUUUAGGAAGGGUUUAUAAAGCAGAGCCCUCAAAAUGCCAACACAGCCACACAUAUUUAAACGGAUUGAGAGGACACUUUUUCCUCAGCAAACAUUGUUUAUCCUUCAUCAACACAGUCAUUUGAGUGACACCUUUAUAUGGUAAGCCAUUAUAUGACAGUUUAAUAACAAGUUUUAAUUUUUUGCUCAUCAGCUUUCCGGUUCACAUAUCAUCAGCAUAAGACAAAACAGGAUGUCAGGGAAUCUAAUUAGAAAACAAUUCCAUACUGCUGAUACAAGAUGAAACAUUCUUAAACUGCUAAAAAGAGCACUUUAAUCACCGUUGAAUGACUUUCAAUGCCAAAGCGGUUUGUGCCAUGUCAGUACAUAAUUUGAAACAGAUUAAAGUACCAUAUAAAAGAAUUAAUGUUAACAACUCCAUUAAAAAAGUCUUAAACAAUGAGCUUGUCAAUUGUCACAGACGUCCAUGAUCUAUUGUGAUUUAAAAAGAAAACUUAUAAACAAUGAUAGAAGGUCUGGGCAACCUAAACACUUUUUUUUUUUAAUCAGAAGACUGUCAGUUGUAUGUGGUGCUAAUCACCAAAGCUGGGGGGUCAACCAUCUUUAACCUGUAACAAAGGCAGUGAGUUAGAAUGAUGAAUACACAGGAGAAAGAAUUUCUGAGAAGCCCAGUUGAAUCUUUAAUCAUGCCUGAAUGCCAUUUCCGAUCCAGUCAAACAUUUGAAAGCUGCCAGGCUAGUCCCAUGCCAUCAAUCUUUAUAGUGUAUAUAAAAUUACCCAGGAAUCUUGUUUUGGCUUAAGUUAAAGAGUGUCUUGGUAAUAAGGGUUCAUCAUUCUCUUUCACAAAUCAUUUGUCAGAUUUGCAGUACAAUCUUAAACUACAGCAGGGUGGGAUUUAUAAAGCAGUUUCUGUUUAUUUAUACUUGAGCCUCAAAGAUCUAAAUUAUCCAUCCUUCCAAAAUCCUUUGUUGGGAUAAAAAUGUUAAGUAGCUACGAGUUCGUAGGCAUUUAUUUGCUAACUGCUAGCUAUCAAUUUGUAGCUGAUGGCACUGAAUACAAAUGCAAAUAGAGUAUCUUAAUGGUAAAAUAAAAGGAGUUCUUGAUAGACAGAAUAUGGUUAAAAAACUCAUUAAUAUAUGUAAUUCACCCAUUAGUAGUCUAACUUACUAUUUAUGUUCCUGAUAAGAAAACAUAGUAUACAGUUAAUGUUUAGUUUUCAGAUUUGUCUAUUUUCAUGUUUAUUUCCUAAAAUUAGAGUCCUGUUCUGAAGCAGGUUUAAAAAUGAAGCAUAUAAAUAAAAGAAACAAAAGUCAUAACGUACCCAUAUAUUCAUCAACCACAAAUGAAUAGGCACCAUUCUAAAUAGUAUUAAUGGCAUACCAAUAGCACUGAACAUUGCAAAGCAAGGGAGAUGGAAUCAACUUAUUUGAAAAAUAUUUGAUUUUUUUUUUAAUGAACAAUUAAGAGUAAGGGUUUGUAUGCAAAUAUCCUAAGGGCAAGUGUGACAUUGAAAGGUGGUCACUGGAAACAUGUGAAUUGAAAAUUAUAAGAGAGGCAAAUACUUGUGACAAGAUCCAAAUUCAAAGCAAGCAGCUCUGAUAAAAUGAAAAGGCAAGUGCUUCCUUAAAACUGUUCAAGCUUUCCUUGUUAUUCAUCUCAGGUCUAUUAGGCAAAGCAAACACUUUCGAGAUGCAAAAAACAGCAGAUUAAUACAGCUGCAUUGUGAACAUGCCACCUAGACUGGAAUAAUUUAUUAUACAGCAGUGAAGAGAUGAAGUAAUAAGCACAUAUUCCACAUCAUGGAAUAAAUGGUACUUUUCAUGCCCUCUCCAUGCCUCUGAAUAAUACACUUACAAUGGAGCUUAAAGUCACUCUGGUAGAUGGUGGAAACAUGUUUUGUAGUUUAUCUGUUGGUAUCUCUGCACUGGGUAAUUACUGAUUCCAUAGGAAAGGUCUAUUGUAUAAGUCCUAGUUGGAAAACAACGUGUAGGGAGAUCACCUCCCGAAUGAUCAAUUUCACAUUUUCUAAAGCGGACUCUAAAACUGCUGUUACAAUUUUAUACACAUAUAGCCAUCUCUUCAGCUCAGGUAAACCAGUAGCUGAGAAUGUGGCCAAUCAUUUCUUUACAACCCUGGUUCUGCACAUGCAAACUAGGUCCAACUACAUGAUGUAUUCCUGGAAACAUACAUGCCAACCCAGACUGCCUGCCUGCACAAAAGCAUGCUGCAGAUGGUUGGGAAUGUAAUGUUUGCAAUUGCAACUUCAAAGAAGAGGCUUUGUGGCUCAAGUCACAAAAUUUGAAUCUAGGUUUGAAUUUCUAGUAACCCCAAAGUGAAGGAUGUCCAGAACUUGGAUUUUAGCUCACGUUCCUCUCAAUAUACACCUAUUCCCUUCUCUAGUUACCACAUUAAAAAUGUUCAAAAUAGUAAGUAUGAAUUGGUAUUCAUUUUGUAUGAUUCACAAGUCCAUGUGGGCAUAGCCUAAAACAACCAAUGGACACAGCAACAGACGUCUCUAUAAACAUUAGCAAUUAUAAAUCAUUACUCCUCAUCAGCAAUUCAUUCGGCCUACAGGAUUUCCCAAUGUCCUGAAGCACCUUUAAAGGCCAAUCUUGAGAGUUUCUGAGUGGCAUCAGCUGCUGUGGAAGCCAGUGGGAAAUGAGGGAACUUAGCCUAGGACCUUAUUUGCUCAGGCCUCCUUAUUAGAUGGCAAGAUUAAUUAGCCUCCUGGGGUAAAAAUCAAAACCAAUCAAAAUAAACUUUUAAGAAUACUAUUACAAGUAAUACAUUUCUCUUUCAAAUGCAUGUUGUUGCUGCCAAAGGGUAGUGGGUAUGGUGUUCAGAUGGUUUUCUCUUGUACAAUGCAGUGUACAGUUUUUAAUCUCAUACAUGGCAUUAUAUCAGAACUGCUUACCUCUGUCUACAGUACUCCAACCCAUAGCACUCCCCAAAUGACACUGUUGGCCGGAGAAUAUAUGUAUUAAUGUAAAAUAAGAAAAUAGGACUCCCGGGUUGUUUCUUCAAUAGAGAAAUGUGAAGUAGAGACUUGGGUGAAUAUGGUAAAUUGAAACCAUAUCUGUAAUCAAAAAAUGCCACUUCUGAACUGCCAGGUCUGAUUGAAUGACAAAUAAGAAUCACUUCACUCAAGGUGCUACCUAUACCCAACAGACAGCAAGAAAACCUGACCUGAACUGGCUCUGAAAUUACAACCUUUUCAAAGGUUUUAUUGAACCACAUCAAAACCAGAGAAAUUGCUGCAAUCUCUUUUUCCUCAGAAAACUUCUGUAUCAACCAGUGUAGUCUCUGAAAAGACAAUACAAUACUUAAACUAAAAUCUAUAAGAUUUGCUUAUUUAUUCUGAUCCAUUCCUUUUCAAUUAAUUCUCCAAAAUAUUUUACAACAAAGACUCAAAAUAGAAAGGCUUCUGUACUUGCAAAAUAUUUCCUAGUUGGUUUCAAGUGGUAACUUUACACACAGUCGCUAAGACCUCUGCACACUUUACAUAUAUUAUAGCAGAUAAAUACUUUAUAUUCCCUGAGUAGGAAAACUGCAGCAGUUCACAAAAGAGGAUUUGUUUUCUACUGCUGAGGCAUUAAGGCCGAGUGAUUAUUUCAAUAGUAUUCAGUAUAUACAGUUAUAUUUAAACUACACUUUAGGUUUUAACUUUGCAAAAGAAAAUGUUUCCAUUGCAAUAAAUGUAUUUUGAUAAUGGCACUUUGGUGUUUGUGUUAUGCAAGUUAAUAUGAUAUUAAUAAUAUCAAUGAAUUGUUUUUAAAAACUACAUACUUCCAACAUCCUGGGUCAAACAAAGAUUGCCUACCCUUAUUCCAUAGCAAAAUACAGCACUGGACUGAAAGUCAGGAAACCCAGGCUGUAUUCCUGACCUUGACACUAACUCAUUGUGUGAACUUGGGCAAGUCACGUAAUCUGCGUGCACCUCAGUUUCCCCAGCUGUAAAAUGGGGGGAGUAAUAUUACUUACCCACCUCACAGGGCUGUUGUGAGGACUAAUUCGUGUCUGUAAAGUGCUUUGAAAUCUUUGGAUGAAAAGCACUAAGUGUAAAGUAUUAUAUUAUAAACUAUUAUUAAAGUGCUUAGAAGAUGUAGAACCAGGUUGGCAAAAUAUCUGAUAAAAGACAUGUUUAACAUACACAUUUUUCUUUAUUGUAGAAACCCCACCGUUCCGCAGUAUGAAAUCCUAAAUCCUUUGCAACAUUGGGCCCUAUUCUGAUCUCACUCACACCGGAAGGGUCUUUUGCCCAACUCAAAUGGAAAAGGGAGCUUAGCAAUGCUCUCCCUCAUACAAAUUUGUGUGUCUCCUGAGAAACUUGUCAGAUGAAGUACAGGUGAGCAUCCCAAAAGUAGAUGACAGAAAAGGAAACAGCACAAAGGAGGAUGUUCGAUGGGUUCACUGUUCCAUCACCUUUGCAUAUAUUACAAGGGGCCAAGUUACCUAUUUCCCAAAAUGUAUCUCUUCCUCUUUCUAAAUAUCUUACUAAAGUGGGUGAUCUGUUUCUGAAAACCAUUUCCUUGACCUUUAACUACUUUUUGAAGGGAGACAAUGUGAGAUUGUACAACCAGCAUUUAAACAGCAGCAGUACUUUAGGGCUUGCUGAUUUGGCAUUUUAACAGGGCUCAGCCUUUCACAGUGAUCAAGCCUGCUUAAUUUUUGUCUCCAAAAUACUAGGCACUGUUUUCACUUGAUUUUUUGUAAAUUAUUAUUCCACCCCACUGAUGACUAUGGACAUGAUGAUUGUUCCUCCCUGUCUCUUAUUGCUGUAUCAUAGCUCUUAGCAGCAGUGUACGACUUCAUAUUGUUCCCUAUUCUUGGGAUUUGAGAGUUACUGUCGGAGAACUAGCAUUGUUUGUUUCAUUCCAUUUUGGGGCAGGGACAAGCUUAGGUUGACCUUGGUACAUUCAUAUCCAAAAAGCUUACUCCUUGUUCCAUUUCCCAAAAGUGUCCAUUGGCACUCAGGGCAAAGUGCCAAAGAGCUGUCACUCUUGGGCAUCAAAGGCAGCAAUAUCAGGAGUAGAUUGUGUUGGUAAAACUCCCUUCCCCUGUUUUCUGAGCUUUUGGAAUCUGUACCAUCUCCCCAUGUAAGGAAUACAUCGCACAAAACAUUCAAUUGGUCAAAAAGGGAAUCCCAAGAACAUAUUGGAAAUCACACUGAAAUAUACAGCCAGAUAUUAAUGGGCAAACAUGUAUUUGACACACAGGUCAGAGUUCUUGUCAGUAACACAUGUAACUUACCACAAAGAAAAAUCAGAUACACUGCUGUAACUAAAACAUUCAGAAUAGGGUCCAUUGAUGCUCAGAUAUAUGUGACUGCUCAAAGCUAAUUGGAAAUGAAGAAGAAUUUGUUGACACGUGGUUUCAAUUAAUAAUUUAUGUUGACUUGAACUGUUUUAAGUUUUUGCUGUACCUAACAUUAAUUAUAUAUAUAUACACUUUAUAUAAAUGUACGUAUACAUACAAUCCUGUAUAUGCUGUAUAUAUUUAUAUAGCCUUUUAAUACUAUUACUAGUGAGAAUUAAGACCUUUUUCAUGCACAGUAUUGCAAAGAAUGUCAUCGACGUACAGAAGAAACCAACAAUUGGCUUCCUCUCUUAUUUUGUACAGAAUCAUUUUAGCCUGAAUAUGAUUUCAGCUGUGAGAGAGAAAAAAACAAACAGCAAUAUGCUUUUUGAGCAAGUGACCUUCCUGGACAAGUAUGUAAAAAGCUGUUUGUUUAGGUUUUAACGACAAGGACUGAUUUUUGUCUGUUGAUAUACAUAUAUACAGCUUGGCACUAAAAUGCAUUGAAAAAAACCACAGGGUGUUAUGAUGGGGACAUAUCAUGAUUAGAAAUUAACUACUAACUGUCUUCCAGAAACUAAUUAAGGGAAUGUAUUUUGCAAUAAUACAGAUCUAGUAAACAGGCCUCUACUGUCUAGGCUUAGCGCUAUAUGCCAAGCACUCCUGUAUUAUGUACAUGUGAUUUUCAUAGAUAGCCUGCUGUAAAGUGAGUCCUGUUAGUGCAUCUUUCAGGCUCAAAGACACUGGCCUUGUUAAUAUUUCAUUUAGUACAUACUGUAGAGUCUUAUUUAUAUUACUUCUAUAAUUAACGGUGAUAGCUUAGGCACUGCCUUUACAAGGAGAGAUCCCUGUAUGUUGGUCAAUGGAUAAUGAGAAACAAUAGAUAUUUCAUUCACCAGCAGCUUGUUGCUAGUUAGUAGGAAAUUAUUGUGUGUACUGUUGCUUUAAUUGCCAGGGUAAAUAAUGCUGCCGCUGUGUUAGUGAACAUUUUAAAGCACUUGAUGCAAAUAGAAUAGAAACAAAACAAAACAAAAAAUUACCUUUAUUAUGCUAUACCUUAGCAUAGAGAGUUUAAAAGGUAUGUCUUAAAACAUUUGCGUUCUAUCAUGCAAAUAUAUCUUAAUAUGCAUGUGCUGACUAUUCUACUACUGUAUUUUAGGAAAUACAAUUAUGCUGCCUUUCUCUUCUCCUAUGUAGACUGUAAAUAACUGUAGAUCUUUCUCUUGUUUUCCUGUGUAAAUAUAUGUAAAUACUAACAAGCUAUGCAUGUUGAUAUUCUAGGCAAUUUCAGGUACUUUUAUAAUCUGAAGGCAUGUACUUGAACUGGUUUGUUAAAAAAAAAUCAACCUUCUCAAAUCCUUUAAAGCUGACUAGAAAUUAAAGAUUUCUUACUAGACUGGUUCCUUCAAUCUCAGUUGUUUUUUGUUUUCCUUUUUCCUUCUUUGUCAACAUCAUCAUCUAUUGAGACCUGCUGUUGAGGAUGCUUAGUUUAGAGCUGUUUUCUUUGAAGCAUGUGCAUUGCCCUUCUCUCUCACCCUCCCUUCUUUCGCUCCCUGAAUGCAAUUCACCCCUGUGCAGAGGACCUGCACCGCUUAAGUGCUACUCAAGCCCUGUUUCCAGGGUUUAAGUGAGACUUAUAGACAUUACCCAGGCCUUCUGUAGAGAGGUGAAUUUCACCCUCCUUGCUCUGAUCUAUCUUUUGCUUAAUUGGUUUUUAUAUUUCAUUUUCUCAAAUACCUGCUUCAUCAAGUAAUUAUCCAAUGUCUACAGUGCUCAGGAUUUAGUUUAUAGAUAGUCGUUACAUCAGCCCAUUCAAAUUGGUGAAAUGGGUUUGCUUAAGAGCCUGCAGCCUUGGCAGUCUCAUUGCUCUGUGGUUGUGGUAGGACGGUACCCUGCAGACUUGCUGCUCACUCUGCUACACUUUCCUGUUUGAACAUACCCUUUGUGUUUCCUCUUUAGUGUAUUUGUAAAUUUGAUAGACUGUGAAAAUAAUUUGAUAAAUGGCUUGAUAAAUUC